Molecule: messenger RNA, 947 nt
Organism: Anopheles maculipalpis
Lineage: Eukaryota; Metazoa; Arthropoda; Insecta; Diptera; Culicidae
Exons: 3
Coding region: 1-846 (281 amino acids)
Source: RefSeq, a predicted model, not a curated record
AUGGACAACAACGUCUUAAACUUGAGCAACGAGUCAGGAUUUCAAACGGAUUGGAAAACCAUCUACCACCGUGAUGCGCUACUGUGGGCAUCUCAUGAAUACGAAACCGACGCCAUAAUGAAGCCUCUGGUGGAAUUGGUGCUUUAUCUCACGAGAGAGUUUAAACUUUCACCCGCCAUCGAAUUUACCACAAUCGACACGUUGGAGAUGCUCCUGGUGCGUGCCUUCCAAGGUUGGACGAAGUCAUCCCAGACAGGUCCGGAGUCGUUGGAACACCAAAAGCGUAUCUUUCUGCGACAACUGCCGAUGUACGUGGUGGCGGUGGUUGACAUUGUAGCCAAGUACAUAAACAUAGGAACGAAGCUGGAUUUGGUGGGUCUUAAGCGAGCGGUCAAAGUGAGCGAUUCCAGCGCAAACAUUUUGACUGUAGAGUUUGAGGUGAUUAAGAUAUUGGAUAGUGAGCUACGAUCAUCACUUUUGUUGGGAGCAUUUGAACGAUUUUCGAAGGAGUAUCUUUUACCACUAAAUGUUGCUAGUCAUGAAACUGUUGGAAAUAUUGGCAUAAGACUAUUGCGUUUAGUGAUCGCCGAACGAGAACACAUCUAUCACAGCUUAAAAACAUCGAUUAAGGACAAUGAAUGCUUUCGACGCUUCAAAUCGAACAAACUCAUUCUGGCCGGUGCGAUCAUCAUCACCAUACUCUACCUAAUACCCGCCACGAGACACAGCAAGGCGAUCCUGAACAAAGUCAUCGAACCACUCGCUUAUGACUGUUGCGUACAGUCAACGAAUCUGCUCUAUCUCCGGGAUGCAGUGCUGCGUGUCAUUGGCGGCGGUGGCCGUUGAUGCAAACCGAUCGACAUCUCCAUUGGCAGGUGGUGUCGUUGGCCGCCAUCCGUGCAUAAGCUGCACUCGCAUUCGAUGUAAAUUAAAUCAAUGCAACAGAU